Molecule: messenger RNA, 2391 nt
Organism: Chanos chanos (milkfish)
Lineage: Eukaryota; Metazoa; Chordata; Actinopteri; Gonorynchiformes; Chanidae
Gene: ntrk2a
Product: neurotrophic tyrosine kinase, receptor, type 2a
Exons: 18
Coding region: 1-2391 (796 amino acids)
Biological process (GO): multicellular organism development; trans-synaptic signaling by neuropeptide, modulating synaptic transmission; protein phosphorylation
Cellular component (GO): axon; signaling receptor complex; plasma membrane
Molecular function (GO): brain-derived neurotrophic factor receptor activity; brain-derived neurotrophic factor binding; ATP binding
Source: RefSeq, a predicted model, not a curated record
AUGAACUUCCAUUGGGGGAGCUUUGCAAUGGCUCGAUGGGGGUUCUGGUGGGUUCUGUUUGGGCUUUGGAGGCCCGGUGCCGCCUGCCCCGAGUACUGCACGUGCACUGGUUUCAGGAUCUCGUGCGUUGACCAGGACAGGAGUAUUAUGGCUUUUCCCGUUUUACAGUCGGAGGUGGAGAUGGAAAAUGUCACAGACAUAUAUAUAGCCAAUCAAAGCAGUUUCUCCUCUAUCAACGACAAAGACUUGCACUUAUACCGGAAUCUCAGAAAUUUAACUGUGACCAACACUAGGCUAACGUAUAUUUCGCGACUGGCUUUUCAAAACAACACAAAACUUCAGUAUCUGAAUCUUAAGGACAACAACCUGUCUUCUCUGUCUUGGAAGACAUUUCGUCAUUUGAAUAUAUCCUACUUGUUCCUCUCUGGUAACCCUUUUCACUGUUCUUGUGAAAAUCUGUGGAUGAAAUUCUGGAGGGGGGAGGAAGGGGAGAUCCCUGAGCUCUGGUGUACAGAGGAAGGGGGCAAGAGGAGACCACUUAACACACUGACCCUUCCAGACUGCACGAUACCAACGGCAGCGUUCACCCCUAUUAAUUUGACGGUCAUGGAGAGAGCUAAUUUAACACUGACGUGCAAAACGUCUGGAGCGCCCGCUCCCGACCUCUUAUGGAGCACGUGCCCGUUAACCGUCAAGCCUGAGAUCUUCACCACGGGGCACAUAUCAAAGCUAAGACUAAGCAACCUUUCCUACCGUGACAACGAAUGCAAGAUAAGCUGCAUCGCCGAGAACAUUGUUGGAGAAAACGAGUCCUCCGUAUUCCUAGAUGUUCUUUUCCCACCUAUCAUCAGUAAUUUGUCUGAGGCCAUCUCAGACCAUCACUGGUGCAUCCCAUUCAGCGUGGCGGGAAACCCCCAGCCCACCCUGAAAUGGCUGUGCAACGGUGAGCCCGUCAAAGAGAGCUACUACGUCAGUACGCGGAUCCACGACAUAUCCGAUAAAAUGUACCACGGCUGCCUCCAGCUGGACACCCCCACGCACAUCCACAACGGGAAUUACACGCUGGUGGCGACCAACCCGCUUGGAGAAGACCGGAAAUCAAUCUUCGCCCAUUUCAUGCACCAGCCCUGGGAGGGAACUGUGACGGAGCCAGAAUAUUACGACCCAACCACUGAUGACACUCCAACUGGACCUCCUGAGGACAGAAUCGCUGUGUACGUGGUCGUGGGAAUCGCGGCGGUCACAUUCACCGGCUUCAUCUUAAUGCUGGUCAUCCUGAAGUUUGGACGCAAUUCAAAGUUCGGAAUCAAAGGUCCUUCCUCAGUGAUCAGUAACGACGAUGACUCAGCCAGUCCUCUUCAUCAUGUUUCUAACGGCUCUAACACACCUUCCUCGUCGGACAUGGGAACUGACGCUGUGGUCAUCGGCAUGACCAAGAUUCCGGUGAUUGAAAAUCCGCAGUAUUUCAGGAGCACCAGCAGUCUGCUCAAAUCGGACACAUUUGUCCAACACAUCAAACGACACAACAUUAUUCUGAAGAGAGAUCUUGGAGAAGGGGCUUUCGGGAAAGUCUUCUUGGCUGAAUGCUACAACCUGUCUCCAGACCAAGACAAGAUCCUUGUGGCUGUAAAGACUCUGAAGGAGGCCAGUGAAAACGCGAGGAAGGAUUUCCACCGUGAGGCAGAGUUAUUGACUAAUCUGCAGCAUGAACACAUUGUGACGUUUUACGGCGUGUGCGUGGAGAGCGACCCCCUCAUCAUGGUGUUUGAAUACAUGAAACACGGAGACCUCAACAAGUUCCUCAGGGCUCACGGGCCGGAUGCGGUUCUGAUGGCGGACGGGCAGAAUAACCAGCCCGUGGAGCUGACCCAAGCUCAGAUGUUGCAUAUCGCUCAGCAGAUAGCGGCGGGGAUGGUCUACCUGGCCUCCCAACACUUCGUCCACAGAGACCUGGCCACACGCAACUGCCUGGUGGGCGAGAACCUGCUGGUGAAGAUCGGGGACUUUGGCAUGUCCAGAGACGUCUACAGCACCGAUUACUACCGCGUGGGUGGGCACACCAUGUUACCCAUCCGUUGGAUGCCCCCGGAGAGCAUCAUGUACCGCAAAUUCACCACCGAAAGCGACGUGUGGAGCCUGGGCGUGGUGCUUUGGGAGAUCUUCACCUACGGCAAACAGCCCUGGUACCAGCUCUCUAACAACGAGGUGAUUGAGUGUAUAACGCAGGGCCGUGUGCUGCAGAGACCACGGACCUGUCCUAAAGAGGUGUACGAUCUGAUGCUGGGCUGCUGGCAGAGAGAACCUCACAUGCGUCUCAACAUCAAAGAGAUUCACAACCUACUGCUCAACCUGGCCAAGGCCUCGCCCGUCUAUCUGGACAUCCUUGGCUGA